Molecule: messenger RNA, 270 nt
Organism: Caenorhabditis briggsae
Lineage: Eukaryota; Metazoa; Nematoda; Chromadorea; Rhabditida; Rhabditidae
Exons: 1
Coding region: 1-270 (89 amino acids)
Source: RefSeq, a predicted model, not a curated record
AUGUCUGCCUCCAACUCCAACGGAAUCGCCAAGUCCUCCAAGGCCAAAACCACCAAUGCCGGAUCCUCUGGAACCGCAACUCAAGAAGCUCCAACUGACACCGUCAUGGAGGAUCUCUCGUCCGGACCACUGCUUCUACUUCCGAAAGGUACAACUCAGUUUACGGUUGAUAGUUUCAAUAAAGUUGUUUCCUCUACUCUUGUUCAACUUGCUCAUCAGUCUCAUAGGUCAAUAAAACCUAUCUGGGGCAGCACAUGUUAUUUCAUUUGA